UUUCGCACUCAUUGCUCCGCAAUGAUACGAAUCGUUGGUAUCAUCCUACAGUUCUGUGCUCUGCUGGUUGGAGCCCAGCAGCUCGGUUGCUCUCCUCAGUGCGCCCAAAUCUAUCAUAUAUCAUUCAACACGGGAAAUUGGCACGAAUCAGUGGAGUACUGCAAUCGGCUGGGAUUGCGGCUGGCAGUGGUUGACACAGCCGCCAAACAUGAGGCAGUCGUUGGGGCUGCCCAAACUACGGGCCUUCAAUCCACGGGAUUCUUUGGACUGUGGCUUGGCGCAAGUGAUCUGGCUAGGACUAAAACCUAUGUGUGGCACAGCACCGGCGAGGGAGUGGUUUUCGCGAAAUGGAAACCCGGAGAGCCAACCGGUGGAAAUGAACACUGCCUGAAUCUGUACUACUGGCCGGCCAUAGCUUUCAACUGGACUUGGAACGAUGCACCGUGCGACACCAGGCUGUAUGCCGUCUGCGAGAGCGACGAAAAUCGUUGCAUAGGAUGGAACUGAGUGUUUAAAUAGACAAUUUAUUUGGUUUUGGGAAUGGAAAUCGGAUAUCAAAAUUCUGUUGGUGGGAAUAGAAUUUUUACUCGGAACAAAUUAA
Toxorhynchites rutilus septentrionalis is the source of this 601-nucleotide messenger RNA. Its product is annotated as C-type lectin 37Da-like. Bases 22 to 507 code for a protein of 161 amino acids. The record is from RefSeq and is a predicted model, not a curated record. Gene Ontology annotation, biological process: biological process involved in interspecies interaction between organisms. Gene Ontology annotation, cellular component: external side of plasma membrane. Gene Ontology annotation, molecular function: carbohydrate binding. The transcript is spliced from 2 exons. Lineage: Eukaryota; Metazoa; Arthropoda; Insecta; Diptera; Culicidae.